CAGAACUAUGAUAAAAACCAUCAGAAAUUCGCAAAUCAAUUUGUAAAUAGCUUCUAGCUUAGCCAGAAAAAUGGGUAUCAGAAUUGGGGGUAACAUAGAGAAGGUGAAUGCGAAAGAACUGAGUUAUAGUGAGUUUGUGCUGAAAUACAUGGAAAAGAACCAGCCAGUGGUGAUGAUGGGUCUUAUGGAUGAUUGGAAAGCUUGUAAAGAUUGGGUCUUUGAUAAUGGAAAGCCCAAUCUCCAAUUCUUCUCAACUCAUUUUGGCAAUUCCAGGGUUCAGGUUGCAGACUGUGGUACAAAAGAAUUCACAGAUCAGAAGAGAGUGGAGAUGUCUGUUUCCGAGUUUGUUGACCACUGGCUGGAGAAUUCUAUGGAAGAGCAGAGUAGUGCUUCAACAAAUCUCAGUCAUGGUCAUCAUGUGCUUUAUUUAAAGGAUUGGCAUUUUGUGAAGGAGUACCCAGAAUAUUUAGCGUACACAACUCCAUUGUUUUUCUGUGAUGAUUGGCUCAACCUGUAUCUCGACAAUUAUCGUAUGCAUAAGGAUCCUGACACUUAUCAAGCGAAUAAUGAAAUAAGUUGCUCUGACUAUCGUUUUGUUUACAUGGGAGCAAAAGGGUCUUGGACUCCUCUUCAUGCUGAUGUUUUCAGGUCAUAUAGUUGGUCAGCAAAUGUAUGUGGGAGGAAACAAUGGCUUUUUCUCUCUCCUUCUCAGUGCAAUCGUGUGUUUGACAGGAACAUGAAAGGGUCUGUUUAUAACAUCUUUGAUGAUGUCAGCGAAAAAGAAUUUCCUGGUUUUAAGGAGGCUAUCUGGUUGGAGUGCACUCAAGAACAAAAUGAAAUCAUCUUUGUACCCAGUGGAUGGUACCAUCAAGUUCAUAAUCUGGAAGAUACAAUAUCAAUAAACCACAACUGGUUCAACGCCUAUAACCUGUCUUGGGUGUGGAAUUUACUUUUGAGGGACUACGAUGAGGCUAAGGAGUAUAUAGAAGACAUCCGGGAUAUAUGUGAUGAUUUUGAAGGUCUCUGCCAGCGCAAUCUUGCAGCCAACACAGGCAUGAACUUCAAUGAUUUCUAUUUUUUCUUAACACACUUCUGCUUGGCGAAUGUGGUUGAACUCUGCUGUUUACGAAGAAACUGCGAAAACUCCAUUCGUAGUUCAUCCCUAGUAGCUCAGCAUUUAGCUAUGAACCUUAGAUCUGUGCAGAAGAUCGUAUUGGAGAUCGAAUCUGUGGGUGGUCUGGCUGGAAAUCGUGGUAUCUUCUUGGAUAUAAGGGAAACACUAGAUGAUCCCAGUUUUCUUAAUCUGUGCAUGGGAUUGGAAAGAGUAUAUGGGAUGAUACACAAGCUAAAGGGUGGCUUUAUUGAUACAAGGAAAGAUUUGGUGGAUGAUUUGAUGGACUUGGAUAGUAUAAGAACUAAUGGUUCUCAGGUCUUUAAAGCUGAAGAACUGGUUAUAUUUAUUGACAAAGCUAUUGCAAAACUUGGUGGGACUAAUGGUGAUGAAAUUGAUUUGCUUUCUGAACGGGAUGGUGCCUAGAUGUUCAAUGAGAAAUGAUUUUUGGCCGCAAUGUUUCCCCUUCAUGGUGGCCCUGUGCCCAUACAGUUUCUCAAAACUUUAUUAAUGUGCACUUUUCAGUGUGGUGCUCAUGCAUCCUGAUUAUGAACCGCAGGAAAAGUUGAUUAUGAGGUUAAUGAAGCAUUGAAAUACGAAGAUGACAUUCUUACAGCAAGAAUACUGACUGCAGAGCUCUGGGCGUGGACCCAUAUAUUUAUUCCUUUGUUUUUAUCUCAUGACUAUAUGUAACUGUGAAACUAUCAUUUUAUUCUCAAAUAACAGCGAGGCUAAAAGCUUGUACA
Messenger RNA from Juglans regia (Persian walnut), 1857 nucleotides. RefSeq names its product 2-oxoglutarate and iron-dependent oxygenase JMJD4-like. Gene Ontology annotation, molecular function: sequence-specific DNA binding; histone H4R3 demethylase activity. The record is from RefSeq and is a predicted model, not a curated record. The coding region runs from base 71 to 1537 and encodes 488 amino acids. Gene Ontology annotation, biological process: negative regulation of gene expression; positive regulation of translational termination; protein hydroxylation. The transcript is spliced from 9 exons. NCBI's taxonomy places the organism in Eukaryota, Viridiplantae, Streptophyta, Magnoliopsida, Fagales, Juglandaceae. Gene Ontology annotation, cellular component: cytoplasm; nucleus.